GGGGGAGAGAAAGCUAGAGAGAGAGAGAGAGAUAGCGAGAGAGGGAGAGAAAGCUAGAGAGAGAGAGAGACAGAGAGAGAGAGAGAGAGAGAGAGAAAGCUAGAGAGAGAGAGAGAGAGAGAGAGAGGUGUGUGUGUGUGUGUGUGUGUGUGUGCGCGCGCGCUCCACACUCAGCUGUUCAGAUGGCGAGAUGAAAGCGGCUCUCAGUGGCUCUCACUGGCUCCCCGAGCUCUUCAUCUAAAGGAAUCCAACUAAUUUGUCCUUCAGGAUUAGACAAGAAGGUAGAUCACACACCGAUAUGCAGGGCUAAAACGACCUUUUCUUUCUGAAAGCCUGGCUGUAACACCGCGGUGUGGACAUUUUGUGUUAGAUUUCUUCCGUGAGCGAAACUUUCCGUUGUUCCACGCGGGAGGGGGAAUAAAAUAAAAUAAUGCGACUUGGAAAAGAAGAGCAAUUAUUUCACAUCCUGAGCACCUGAGAUCAGGAAUGCCAUCCGUUAGAAGAGGAGACAUGAAGGGCAUUCCGUGUCGCCGACUCAAACUUGUGCUUUCAUCUAAAUCUGGUUGCUUUCCUCGUGUGAAAUGAAGCCUCGCGCUCAGUUCCACAGGAGGUCCUGGUUAAUAGGCUGUAUGAAUGAAUGUCACCUUAAACACCGUGUAGUUUCCUUCACACUAACUAACCGGUACACAGGAGGAGACACAUGACAGUCUUAGUGGUGCUUUCUAUCAUUUUAAUGCUGCUUUCUUACAUUUUAACAACAGAGACACAUCCACAUCGUAAAGCAUCCAGCAACAGUGUGGACACCUGAUAACUUUUUACCCCAUGGAUUCAGGAAAGCCUUCGAGUUUUCAGGUGUGCGUGUUCUCUGGGACUUCACCUUGCUCCAGGUUUUAAAAUUAACCUCAUUUUUAGCUCCACAUUGCACUCUUAUUCGAUUUCACACGAGUUUUUUUUUUAAGCUUGUGAGAUUCGUUUAGGAUAUCAGAGCGUCUUUAUUCAGUUCAGUCUAGUUGAACACAUCCCGGUGGCUCUUAUGGGAAUGAAACACUCCUCCCGCUGUUUGCUCCUACGGAGGAAAAUGGCGGAACCGGACAGCCCUGAGCAGCAGCCCCUCAGCUCAGCACCAUCUCAUUCAGCACAACCUUCUCCUUUGCCUAAACCAGUGCCCUCGGUCAACCAUGCCCCACGGCCCACACACCCCUCACACAACGCACACACUCCCCACGCAGCAUCCUUGCUCACCUGCCCCGGCCGAGGAAAGAUGGCCAAGUUUCUUAAUCCAGAAGAGAUGACUUCCAGAGACUACUACUUUGACUCCUACGCUCACUUCGGCAUCCAUGAGGAAAUGCUGAAGGACGAGGUCAGGACACUGACCUACAGAAACGCCAUGUACCACAACAAACAUGUCUUCAAGGACAAGAUUGUGCUCGAUGUAGGGAGUGGUACUGGCAUCCUGUCCAUGUUUGCUGCCAAGGCCGGUGCCAAGCACGUGUACGGGAUUGAAUGCUCCAGUAUAUCAGAGUACUCUGAGAAAAUCAUCAAAGCCAAUCACCUGGACAAUGUUAUCACCAUCUUUAAAGGAAAGGUAGAGGACACAGAGCUGCCAGUGGACCAGGUGGACAUAAUUAUUUCAGAAUGGAUGGGCUACUGCCUUUUCUAUGAGUCCAUGCUCAAUACUGUCAUCUAUGCCAGAGACAAGUGGCUGAAACCUGGUGGCCUGAUGUUUCCAGACCGAGCUUCUCUCUAUGUUGUGGCCAUCGAGGACAGGCAGUACAAGGACUUCAAGAUUCACUGGUGGGAGAAUGUCUAUGGCUUUGACAUGACCUGCAUCAGAAACGUAGCAAUGAAAGAGCCACUGGUUGAUAUAGUGGACCAAAAGCAAGUGGUGACCAACGCAUGCCUCAUCAAAGAGGUAGACAUCUACACAGUGCAGCCAGAGGACCUGUCCUUCACUUCAGCCAUCUGUCUGCAGAUCCAGAGGAAUGAUUAUGUCCACGCACUCGUCACCUACUUCAACGUCGAGUUUACCAAGUGUCACAAGAAGAUCAGCUUCUCCACAGCACCGGAUUCUCCCUACACGCAUUGGAAGCAAACAGUUUUUUACCUCGAGGAGUAUCUGACUGUGAAGAAGGGAGAAGAGAUUGUAGGCACAGUCACCAUGAGGCCCAAUGAAAAUAAUGCACGUGAUUUGGACUUCACGUUUGAGCUGGAUUUUAAGGGUCAGCUAUGUGAAGCAGACAUCUCUCAUGACUAUAAGAUGCGUUAAGCGUCCAGCAGGGGGCGAAAAAGUGCCCGAGUACCACCAUGGGGACCGAGGAAGUGGCACUUCCCCAUCCGCAGUGCCAGAGACCAGCACAGAGGCUGAGUGCUUAAUAACCUGGGCCACGACUCUGCUCAUCUUUGAGAGAUGUGCUAAUAUUUCUGGAGCUGAGUGCCUCUCUGAGCAAUAGCAUCCUUGCCAUGGCCAAUAACAGCGUGCACUAGUCCAAUAUUUCUGACUGUUCACAAGGCAACUUUGAAUGUACUGCUAAUCAAGCUCAAGAAUGUUACUAUCCUCAUGAAUGUGAAGAGUCAGUUUACAGUUUCUUUUGGAAAAGAGUCAAUGGAACAUUAAAUUGUGGUUCUAGUGAGAGUCUAAAGAUAAAGAUGUUAGCUUAUUUUAGCUGUAUUUUCAUUUGUGGUGUAAAAUCAAGAUGUUAGGCCAUUUUACUUUAAGCACUAAUCUACUGCACUACAAUAGAGUAUUUUAGCAGAAUUAUAUGUGCAAUCAAGUGGAACACACUAAUGCAGAACUCUCAAAUUUAAGGGUUAUUUAUAUAUAUAAAGUUUUGUUCAAGAAAAUUCAUUACAGUAGCUAUUAAACAUACAGUAUUUAGGUGAAUUAGAAAUAAUGGUAGCACAUUUAUUAACUUUUCUUUCUACUGUGCAAUAUGUAGUGAGUGUGAAGGUGUCUUGUUCCGCAGUGUCAAUAUUUGUUAUAAUGCAAAAAUUGUUACAUAUCCAACUACAACUACCAACAGAUCAGGGUACGAGAAAUGGACAGAGAAUAAGAACAAACCGGAGUGGGAUCAUGCAGAAGUCUUUCAGUACAGCAGGAUGCGUGUGUGUGUAUUCACCUGUGCUCUUACUGAACUCAUCACCGAGGUACCUCCUCACCUUCUGUCCUGCUUCAAUCCAAAGUUAUUCUGGUUUAAAUGACAUGGUAAUUCACAGACAUUGAUUAUAUUCAGUUUCACCAAAAAACCUGCUGUGAUAAAGAGUCUCAAAAAGAAAACAUUCUGAUGUGAUUAAAGCAAAGAAACAAACAAAAAAAAAACAAAAUAUGUACCUCUUGAAUAAUGUUUAAAAAGAGUUACAGAAGUAA
Messenger RNA from Ictalurus furcatus (blue catfish), 3364 nucleotides. It is a transcript of the gene prmt8a, whose product is annotated as protein arginine N-methyltransferase 8-B. Gene Ontology annotation, molecular function: protein-arginine N-methyltransferase activity. Gene Ontology annotation, cellular component: plasma membrane. The record is from RefSeq and is a predicted model, not a curated record. The transcript is spliced from 10 exons. Gene Ontology annotation, biological process: peptidyl-arginine methylation. Bases 1034 to 2266 code for a protein of 410 amino acids. NCBI's taxonomy places the organism in Eukaryota, Metazoa, Chordata, Actinopteri, Siluriformes, Ictaluridae.